Molecule: messenger RNA, 1554 nt
Organism: Labrus mixtus (cuckoo wrasse)
Lineage: Eukaryota; Metazoa; Chordata; Actinopteri; Labriformes; Labridae
Gene: sftpbb
Product: surfactant protein Bb
Exons: 11
Coding region: 109-1182 (357 amino acids)
Biological process (GO): sphingolipid metabolic process
Cellular component (GO): lysosome
Source: RefSeq, a predicted model, not a curated record
GAUUGGGUGAUACGAUCACGCAGUAAUUCCGGUACAGCCCAAACAACAGUCCUCUGAUGUAAAUAAAAAUCCUCCGCACUGUUUUUCGUCUUCUUGCUCCCAAACAUCAUGGCAGCUUCCGGUUUCUUCCUGGCUGUCCUCGCGCUAUCUCUGAGCUCCGGAGACUCCAGGUUCAUCCUCGACUCUGUUUCACUUAUACCGCAGAAAUAUCUGUCGCUGGAUAUUUGUUCAGAAUGCAGCCAGGUCGUCCAGCUGUCCGCCAACAUGAUCUCCAGCAGAGACACCAAGGAGACUGUAUAUGAAGCGCUGCACGCUCUGUGCCGACGCCUCCCCGGGGAACAGGCGUCAGAGUGUGAAUCACAGGUGAAGACGUAUUUACCUAAAGUCCUGCAGCAAACACCCGGUCACCUGAAACCGGCGCAGACCUGUGCGGUGUUUGGACUUUGCGUCGCCCACAAAGAGGAAGAACAACUGAAACUUCCUCACCAAGCAGCUGACCAACACCAACCCAGCCCUGUCCUCGAGUCAGCCGCAAACACACAUGAGCUCUUCGGCCCUGUCUGCAGCCUGUGCGUGAUGGUCAUCAAGAAACUGGAGACUCUGCUGCCCGAGAAUGUGACAGAGGACGCUUUGAUGAAGCUCAUGGAGGAGGUGUGUGAUCUGAUACCACAGAGCUACAAAGACGAGUGUGAUGAUUUUGUGGACAAAUACGGGACGCAGAUCAUCGAGUUCCUCCUAUCGUCUGCCGCUCCUCACACAAUAUGUACUCUACUACACCUCUGUAUGUUCAACGAGCAACCUGAACCAGAGGUUCUCCCUCCCUCUGACUGUGACUCGUGCCGCACGUUGGCUGUUCUGAGCAGACUUCACCUCAGUCCCAACUCCACCCGACCUGAGUUUUCCUCUUUCCUUCAGUCUGUGUGUGUCCAGCACCCGAAUGCCAUCCCCAAGUGCGAGGCUUUCCUAACAGUCUACGGAUCACGACUGCAGGAGGUUUUGGGAAACCAGAUGGACAGUCCACAUGCCUGUGAAAGAGCUGAUCUCUGCAUCGCCUCAAAGAAGGUGGAGCUGCUGGGAAAGAAUCGCUGCACUUGGGGACCAAAGUACUGGUGCAGGGACGUUCAGACUGCUAAGAAAUGUGGUAACCAGGCCUUCUGUGAGAAGUUCAUGUGGAAGGAGUGAAAGCUCGGCUCUGCUCUGAGAAGAUAUCUGCACUUUAAAAUAAAAAUGUUAUUACAUUGAUCAACGAUUGAGUUCUACAUAUAUAAUGCACUGAUCAACUUUGAUUUCUUGAGAUUAGGAUCUUGUUUGCUUUUUUUUUUUUUUUUUUUUAAACUGAAUUGAGUCAUAAAUACAUUUCUCGUGAUUUCCUCCAGCUUGCAUGUAGUGUCAUAAGACUUGAGGCUGGAGUUCAGUCUGGAGGGUUUCCUGUUCUGUGCACUGUGUCGUUCACUAAAAAUGCUUGAAGUAUGAUUUUAUGAACUGUAAGAGCCGUUGUCCAUCUUCACAUAAGAUGAGCUGUUGGUAUAUAAUAAAAGACUAUCGGACAACUGA